AUGAUAAAGCAACCACUAGUCACGUCUGACAGCUUCAUCACCUUUAAUGGCCCCGAGGAAAUGACCAGUGCAAAAGUUCGUUCCCAAACAGCUUCGUAUAUCGGCAGAUACAGGCGACAGAAGAGGACCAAAGAUGCUCUCGUUCGGCGGGACGGCGUCAUUCAAGGAUUUCUCAGCUGGAGGCAUGGCACCGCACCCAUCAUCCAGCAUCGGCAAAAGCAGUUGACAGCUACUACUCAUGAUAAGGCCAGAUAUGAUCCGCAGGAUGUUGUCACAUUAAGGCGUGUGCUAAAUGCAGUGCCUGCAAGCUUAAAUGCAGGAAUUUCGCUUCAGCAGUUCUUUCAAGGGAAUCCAUUUUUCUUCUUCCCUGGGCAGGUCAUGUUGGAUGCUGGUAGUGUGAGUGCGGCUGCCUUCUUCUCGACAAUCAGUUUCGGGGAGGUUGAACAUGCGGUCAUGGGCAUGUUCUACAGUUGGCUAGCUACCCAAUUUCCCACUCAGUUCCAGAUCUCCGCAGCCCUUCACCACAGGGGCAAAGCCAUUUCUGUUGUCAGACAUAGACUUUCCCAAGACCUGUACGAUAACGAGACUUAUCUGAAUAUUCUAUGCACGAUGCAGACAGAGGCGCUAUUGGGCGACGAGAACGCUCUUGGCUAUCAUCAGAAAGGCUUGGAAGCACUUUCGAAGUCGAUGGCAGGGAAGCUGAAUGACUACUGUAAUUCCGUCAAAUCUAGACAUCAAUACCUAGUCAAGAAGGUGGAGGACUCGUUUCUCUCCACUGACAACAAGAUCCGGGAUAUAAACCCGUUGAGGUAUUUGAAUUUGCCGUACCCAAAAAUCAUCGUCAAUAUGCUAUCUAUGCUUCCUUGCGGCUUUCAGGAGCUCGCGUACCAGGAGCACGCGCUAAGUGUAGAGAUGAUAGAGCACCUCGCAAGAACAAUAGGAUGGGAAAUGCAAGUUCGCUUCAACUCUGCCUCGGUUUCAGGAGCAGGCCAUCUGGAUUUGGUGAGCCCACUCUACGCCACGCUGAUCCAUCUGUGGCGCAUCUUGGAGGCUAUGGAUUCAAGGUCGUCGCCCUUGGAAAGAAUAUUCUGCAUAGCUCACUACCUCCAGAUGUCGAGUUUGUACUACCGCAGGAUAGUACUCAACUCGUCGGUUUUCCAGGCUCUUCGUUCCGAAGGAACAGAGCUGGCGAUAGAAUAUCAGCCACAGACCGAAGCUGAGCGCGACAAUCUCAUCUUCCAUGGCAUAUUGAUUAUCAGCACAUGGAAAACUACAAGUGUGCUAGAGUACGACGGUAUGAGACUAUUUAGCAGCUUCAAGCAACGAUUCCCAAAAGUGCGACAAUGGGAUACUCUCGUGAGCAUAUUGCAGAAGUUUCCCUGGUUACCUCCUCUCCGAGCCGAGUGGAAGGACAAUUUAGAGCAAAGCAAUGCAUACGCCGCGCAGUACGGUGAGAUCUUGCCAUAA
Molecule: messenger RNA, 1467 nt
Organism: Exophiala bonariae
Lineage: Eukaryota; Fungi; Ascomycota; Eurotiomycetes; Chaetothyriales; Herpotrichiellaceae
Exons: 4
Coding region: 1-1467 (488 amino acids)
Source: RefSeq, a predicted model, not a curated record